Messenger RNA from Rhodamnia argentea, 2775 nucleotides. RefSeq names its product endoplasmin homolog. NCBI's taxonomy places the organism in Eukaryota, Viridiplantae, Streptophyta, Magnoliopsida, Myrtales, Myrtaceae. Gene Ontology annotation, biological process: protein folding. The record is from RefSeq and is a predicted model, not a curated record. Gene Ontology annotation, molecular function: ATP-dependent protein folding chaperone; ATP binding; ATP hydrolysis activity. Bases 94 to 2568 code for a protein of 824 amino acids. The transcript is spliced from 15 exons.
UCUAAAUAAAUGAGAGGAAGGUUAGGGAAGCUCUAAUCAUCGACCCGGGAGUGAACUCGAACUCGAAGCAGAGGCUGUUCGGAGAGAAUCGCGAUGAGGAAGUGGACGAUCCCGUCCGUGCUGUUGGUUCUGUUCCUCCUUUGCGCGCUUCCGGAUCAAGGAAGGAAGCUGGGCGCAAAUGCGGAGGGUGAAGCGGAUGAGUUGGUCGAUCCCCCAAAGGUCGAGGAGAAGCUCGGUGCAGUUCCAAACGGUCUGUCCACCGAUUCUGAUGUCGCCAAAAGGGAAGCGGAGUCAAUGUCAAAGAGGUCGCUCCGCAGCAAUGCAGAAAAGUUUGAGUUCCAAGCUGAGGUUUCUCGGCUCAUGGACAUCAUUAUCAACUCGCUCUACAGCAACAAGGACAUUUUCCUUAGGGAAAUUAUCUCUAAUGCUUCUGAUGCACUGGACAAAAUACGAUUCCUUUCCCUAACAGACAAGGAGAUAUUGGGAGAGGGUGAUAAUGCUAAGCUUGAGAUCCAGAUUAAAUUAGACAAAGAAAAUAAGAUUCUCUCCAUCCGCGACAGAGGUAUCGGGAUGACAAAAGAGGAUCUGAUCAAGCAUUUGGGAACAAUUGCAAAGUCUGGAACUUCAGCAUUUGUGGAGAAGAUGCAGACAAGUGGAGAUCUCAACCUUAUUGGUCAAUUUGGAGUUGGUUUUUAUUCCGUGUACCUUGUUGCUGACUAUGUCGAAGUCAUCAGCAAACAUAAUGAUGACAAACAGUAUGUUUGGGAAUCAAAGGCUGAUGGGGCAUUUGCAAUUUCUGAAGACACGUGGAAUGAGCCGCUAGGACGUGGAACUGAGAUUAAACUGCAUCUAAGAGAGGAAGCUGCGGAAUACUUGGAAGAGAGCAAAUUGAAGGAUUUAGUGAAGAAGUACUCGGAAUUUAUUAGUUUUCCCAUCUAUUUGUGGGCAAGCAAAGAGGUCGAUGUGGAAGUUCCUGCAGAUGAGGAUGAGUCAAGUGAGGAAGAGGAAUCUUCGGAAAAAAGCUCUUCUGAGGAAGAAGGGGAUGAAGAUGCUGAGAAAACUGACGAUGAGGAUGCGGAGAAAAAGCCAAAGACUAAGAAGGUGACUGAAACUACUUAUGAAUGGGAACUUUUGAAUGAUGUGAAGGCUAUAUGGCUGAGAAAUCCAAAGGAGGUGACUGAGGAGGAAUACACGAAGUUCUAUCACUCUCUAGCGAAGGAUUUCAGUGAUGAGAAACCUUUAGCAUGGAGUCACUUUACUGCUGAAGGUGAUGUUGAGUUCAAGGCAGUUCUCUUUGUGCCGCCUAAGGCGCCUCAUGAUUUGUAUGAAAGUUAUUAUAAUUCCAACAAAUCGAACUUGAAGCUAUAUGUUCGACGGGUAUUCAUUUCUGAUGAAUUUGACGAGCUUUUGCCCAAGUAUCUGAACUUUUUGAAGGUACUUGUUGAUUCUGACACAUUGCCCCUGAAUGUGUCGAGGGAAAUGCUUCAACAACACAGCAGCUUGAAGACAAUUAAGAAGAAACUUAUCAGGAAGGCACUUGAUAUGAUCCGUAAGAUUGCUGAGGAGGACCCGGAGGAUGCUAACAACAAAGACAAGAAAGAUACUGAAAAAUCUGGUGAUGAAGAUGAUGAGAAGAAAGGUCAAUACGCAAAAUUCUGGAAUGAGUUUGGCAAGUCCAUUAAACUCGGUAUAAUUGAAGAUGCCACUAACAGAAACCGGUUGGCUAAGCUCCUCAGAUUUGAGAGUACCAAGUCCGAUGGUCAAUUAACUUCACUGGACCAGUACAUCUCAAGAAUGAAAUCUGGCCAGAAGGAUAUCUUUUAUAUAACAGGAAACAGCAAGGAACAGCUAGAGAAGUCGCCAUUCCUUGAGAGACUCAAGAAGAAAAAUUAUGAGGUUAUUUUAUUCACUGAUCCAGUGGAUGAGUACCUGAUGCAAUACCUAAUGGAUUAUGAAGAUAAGAAAUUCCAGAAUGUGUCCAAGGAGGGUUUGAAACUUGGAAAAGACUCGAAAGAUAAGGACCUCAAGGAGUCUUACAAGGAGCUGACCAAAUGGUGGAAGAGUGCUCUUGCCAGUGACAAUAUUGAUGAUGUGAAGAUAAGCAAUCGUUUGGAUAACACUCCUUGUGUGGUGGUGACUUCAAAAUAUGGAUGGAGUGCAAAUAUGGAAAGGAUCAUGCAGUCACAGACCCUAUCAGAUGCUAGCAAGCAGGCAUACAUGCGUGGAAAGAGGGUGCUUGAGAUUAAUCCAAGACACCCAAUCAUCAAGGAGCUUCGAGAAAGGGUGGUGAAGGACCCUGAGGAUGAGAGCGUAAAGAACACAGCCCAGCUCAUGUACCAAACAGCACUCAUGGAGAGUGGUUUCAUGCUCAGCGACCCAAAGGAUUUUGCUUCACGGAUAUAUGAUUCCGUCAAAUCUGGCCUAAAUAUUAGUCCGGAUGCUGCUGUUGAAGAGGAAGAUGAUGCUGAAGAAGCUGAGACCGAGUCCGAGGAAGCCUCAGCUCCUCCCAAGGACAAGCCUGAUGCUACUGAAGAUGCUGAAACUACCGAAGCCAAGGACGAGUUGUAAAUUCCUAUGGUGAUUUCGGGGAUUUUCUUUUUGGCAGGAUCUUUCCUUAGAUAAAAAAAACAAAGAAGGUUUCUCUAGCGAGUAACCUGAAAUCUGAAGUCACUGCAUUUACAUUCUCUGGGUUCUGAAUGUCCAGGAAGAGAGGGUUAACCAUGUGAGUUGUAGGAUAACUGUAUUGUUUAAGUUUGUCAGGAAUGUUUUUCUUCA